Molecule: messenger RNA, 2889 nt
Organism: Pantherophis guttatus
Lineage: Eukaryota; Metazoa; Chordata; Lepidosauria; Squamata; Colubridae
Source: RefSeq, a predicted model, not a curated record
CGUAGUCUUGCAACGCUGAGAGGCGGAAGAAAAAAAAAGGCCUCGGCCGAAGCCCGGGACUGGGUUGAACGGUGGAGGCCGGUCCCGAGCGCCUUCUCCGGGGCCUCCCCGCGACGGCGGAAGCGGCGGCCUCCUCUUUCUCGCCCACCGCGCCUCGCCUCGCCUCCCGCGCGCCAAGAUGGCGGCCGAGGUGGACUUCGGCGACCGCGAGCUCUUCCAACAGCUGGAGGCCGACGAGGAGGCGCCCGCUCUGGGGCCCGGCUCGGCAGAAGAAGCGGCGGAGCUCCGCGAGCGCCUGAGGGACUCCGAGGAGACCGUUAGGCAGCUGCAGGCGGAGAAUCAGGAACUCAGAAGAAAACUGAACAUCCUGACUCGACCAAGUGGACUAACCGUGGAUGGAUUUGAUGGGCCUUUGUUACAGAUCUUGUUCAUGAAUAAUACUGUUUCAAAGCAAUAUCAUCAAGAAGUAGAAGAGUUUGUAUCCAGUUUAGUUCAGAAAUACGAGGAGCGGCGGAGGAGUGAAUUGGACAAGACCUGCUUCAAUGUUAAGCCGCAGCCUUCUAGCUUUGUCCUGGAAGAGGAUCAUAAAGUAACAAGCUCAAAUGUGUCCAAAAAAGUCAAAGAGGCUUUUAGCGUUGUAGGAAGUGUUCUCUAUUUUACCAAUUUUUGUCUUGAUAAACUGGGGCAGCCUAUAUUAAAUGAAAAUCCUCAGCUCACAGAUGGAUGGGAAAUACCCAAAUACCAGCAAGUUUUCACGCAGAUUCUUUCUCUAGAUGGACAAGAGAUACAAGUAAAGUCUAAAAGACCCAAAUCUCACUGUUUCAACUGUGGCUCUGAAGAUCACCAGAUUAAAGAUUGCCCAGAGCCACGAAACUCUGCCCGCAUAAACGAAAAAAGAAAAGAGUUUAUGGACGCCUGCGGAGAAACCGGCAGCCCAAAUUUCCAGCAGAGAUAUCACGCGGAUGAAGUGGAAGAGCGGUUUGGACGCUUCAAACCAGGAAUAAUCAGCGAGGAACUCCAGGAUGCCCUCGGUGUCACCGAGAAGACGCUUCCUCCCUUCAUCUAUCGCAUGCGGCAACUGGGUUAUCCGCCAGGCUGGCUGAAAGAGGCAGAGAUGGAGAAAUCUGGCUUAACGCUCUACGACGGGAAAGCAUCGCCCAGCAGUGAGGCCGAGGAGGAAUCUCACCCACAUGAGAACCCGUGUGUCUCUUACGAUCUCUCCAAGUUGAUCAACUACCCGGGUUUUAACAUGUCCACCCCAAGUGGGGUGACAGACGAAUGGAGGAUGUUCGGCUCGGUACCUCUUCAGCCAUCCCAGCAGAAAGAAAUUUUUGCUCAUUAUCUUACCACUUAUCAUUCGGCCAGUCUCAAAGCCAGGCACAAAAGGUCUCCCUCUCAUCAGAGCUCCCAUCAUUCGAAACGGCAGAAAGGAACCAGCGCCGAUGUCUCGCCAGCCGACAUGGAGAUCGACUCCGAUCUAGAAAUGCCCCAUAGCUCUCCCGCUUACGAUGGCUUCCACUUCCAACCUCCGUUGCCUCCGGGGUCUCCGCUGACGGCCACUCCCCCCCCUCUGCCGCAGGGCACCCCUCCAGGUAGUCCCCCCAGCCUGACUCCUCCUCCUCAACCGCUGUCUUGUGUGCCAGCAGCCCUGCCUCGCGACACCCCGCCUUGGACGCCGUCUGCCUCGCGGCCGGAGGAUUCCACCAUGGAUGAAGACACCUUGACCCUGGAAGAACUGGAGGAGCAGCAGCGGCUGAUUUGGGCGGCCCUCGAACAGGCGGAGAGCGCCAACAGCGACUCGGACCUCCCUGCCGUGACUCCCAUGGCCGGCAACUCCGGGACGUCGUCCCCCUGCAGGACGGAGCCCUCCGUUCCCCUGGAGGAAGCGGCCCCCCAGCAGCUGGAGGUCUCCAAAGCUGAACCCGAUGACAAACCUGAGCAGAUACCCCAGACUACCGAAGAACCUGGUCCUCAACAGGCCAUUGAACUGGUGGAUUUAACAACCGAGGCGGAAGCCAUUCCCACAGACUCUGAAGGCCAAGUCCAAACCUGCUCCUCGGAUCCCGCCGGCCACCUGAAUCACAGCGACGCCCCCGCGAUUCCCGAUGCCAGCGAGCCGCCCUCCUCCAAACCCCCCGGCCUCGUUCCCGACAUGAGCAAGUUUGCCGCGGGAAUCACCCCUUUCGAAUACGACAACAUGUCAGAGUCCACUGGGACUUACCUCCGAAUAAGGAGCGUGCUGAAAAAAUACCCAAGAAGCCAGCUGAAGAAUAAGAAGCUCUCCCUUUAACAGCCCGACUCGGGCCAGGGACAAAAAAACAAACAAAAUCAGGAUUUGGGUGCUUUCCCCUUAAAGCACAAAUCAAGAGCAGGAGACGGAAAUCGGGGGGGGGACGGGCUUCCAUUUUGACCUCGAACCAGGACUGAUACUUCCACAGAUACACAAAAGUUUUGUGAAUCUUCUCCAAUCCUGCAUUAAAGAUACCCCUGAAUUUUUUUUCUCCCCCCAACUUGGGGUCAAAAUACAUCCUUGCCUCUCUCUACCAACCGAGGUUUUUGUCUCUGCCAGACUUGUGCUUUCCACAGGGAGCUGAUAGUUCUUGAAAUACAUUUACUGUCCGCGGCUUUUGAAAGGACCUCGUGUUUUUUUUUUUUUUUUAAUGUUUCCCCUCAAAUUGUUGUGGCGAUCCGACGGGAAUAAUCAGGGAUGAAUCAACCAUUCUCUUUACAUCCUUUUUAAAAAGUUUUUUUAAAGUGAUUUAGGGGAUUUACUUUUUUUUUUUUUAAACAACACUGGCUUUUUGUUUCGGUAACAUCGUCAUCUUUGAACUUGCUGUACAUAUAUUUGUGCUUGUGUACAGGGGUUUAAUAAAAAGAUUUUUUUCAUAA